Sinocyclocheilus rhinocerous is the source of this 353-nucleotide messenger RNA. RefSeq names its product angiopoietin-1 receptor-like. Gene Ontology annotation, biological process: endothelial cell proliferation; positive regulation of endothelial cell migration; multicellular organism development. Gene Ontology annotation, molecular function: transmembrane receptor protein tyrosine kinase activity. Gene Ontology annotation, cellular component: plasma membrane; signaling receptor complex. The coding region runs from base 53 to 304 and encodes 83 amino acids. The record is from RefSeq and is a predicted model, not a curated record. The transcript is spliced from 3 exons. NCBI's taxonomy places the organism in Eukaryota, Metazoa, Chordata, Actinopteri, Cypriniformes, Cyprinidae.
GCAUGAUGUGAUUUGGUGGCUUUGAUUGGCAGGUGGAACGCCGUAUUGCGGUAUGACGUGCACGCAGCUGUACGAGAAACUCCCGCAGGGCUAUCGGCUGGAGAAGCCGCUCAACUGUGACGACGAGGUGUAUGAGCUGAUGAAGCAGUGCUGGAAGGAGAAACCUUACGAGAGACCUUCAUUCGCUCAGAUCUUGAUGUCACUCAAUCGUAUGCUGGAAGAGAGGAAGACGUACGUCAACACGACGCUCUAUGAGAAGUUCACAUACGCCGGCAUUGACUGUUCUGCAGAGGAAGCCGGCUGACGCUUCGCUGUUACUGUACAAAUCUCAGAGCGCUUAACGAACGCUUAAU